CAUUUAUAAUAAAAAAUUUAAAGUUAACAAUUAAAAAAAAAAAUAUAAUCAUGCGCAAUAUGGGUCGCCUGUUUCAAUAUAAUCGCUUUGGCGGCAAUGAAGAAAAUGCUGAGGAUAAUAAAAAGGAUAUACCAUCACAAGGAGGCGCCAAAAAUAGAGAGCUGCAACAGCAAUUUGGCGCAAAUUGUCCAGCGUACGCUGAAUUAUAUCCGGAUUACGCCUGCACUGUCAGUCGAACUGAAGCCACAGCGACGCCUACAGUUGCCACCACAACAGCAAUGCCGCCGACAAUGACAACCACACCUACAGCAGUAGCAACAACAAUGACAAGUCGCAGCAUAGACUUGGCCUUGCGCAAAUAUCAGCAAUGGAGCAGCAAGUUUUUAACAACUACCAACAACAAUAGCAACACAUUGUGUGCAACAGAAAAACAUACAACAACAAUGCCAACAUUGCCAGUUGCAACAAAUGCUGACAGUGUCACUCACUUGUCAACGUCUUCAUCACAAAAAUCCAACUCGUGCUCACACUCACAAUCACAAUCACAAUCGCACUCCUGCUCGUACUCCACCUCCUCGGGCUAUUAUAGUCGCACAAUGGUUGCCAGUGGGGCGGAGAAACUGACGUGGCAUGAGCAUCAGCACGGCUGGCGUGCGGAUGGUGAAGGAGAUCGAGAGCUGCUCGUUAGUGCCAGCAAAAGACCAAAAGUAUAUGAUUGCAUGAAGGACUUUUUACGUAGGAAACUCUUUCAGCAGCGACAUGAACCACAGCAGGAGCGAGAACAACAGCUGGAAAAACAACAAAACUACCUAACAGCGCAUUGCAAAAGCGACACUGAGGAGGAUGUCACAAGUGAUUAUGAUGAGGUCGACAUAUUGGAUUCCUCUUACAAUGCAGACGAGGAGGACGCCAGCGAUUGCAGUAGUCAAUGCACUUACCCAUUAGAAAGCGACACAGAGGAAGCUACGUCAGCACACGAGCUACAGCAAGACCGAAAAAGUAGCGUCCAAAGCACUACACCACAGAAAUCGAUUAGUCCACAAAAGUCAAUGCUCUCCCUCAAUUGUUGGCAAAACAUCACCCAAUACACGGACUCCACCACAGAGCCGGAAGAAGACGACACCGAGGAUGUAGCAGACUGGCGCGCGACCCAGAAGACUGCUGCUGAUGAUGAUGAUUACCAACACAUCGCUGCCGAAGAUUCCGAUGCUGGCAUCUCCGAUUGCUGUCAGUUGAUAAGCGACAAAACAAGUCCGGCGAAACAACGUAAGCGAAAGCAACAACAAAAGCACAAACAGAAACAGAAACAAAAGCAAGAGAAAUCGCCGCGCUACAACCUCAGCUCCGCCAACGACGAGGUCGAACUGCUGGCCAGCAGUUGGUACCAACCGCGCAUCACCACCAAAGCCGCGCUCGAGCGUCUACUGCCCGCCGCCCCCGGCACCUUCCUGCUGCGCCGCAAAUCGCGCACCUACGAGCUAUGCCUGCGCGCCGAAACGAAGGUGAAACAUUUCGCCGUCGUGUCGCUGGCCGACAAUCAUUACAAGCUUAAAGGCGCCAAGAAGCAAUUUACAUCGUUAAAGGCAUUGGUCACGCAUCAUUCCGUUAUGGCGGAACAAUUGCCGUUGACUCUGGCAUUGCCGCGCGAAUACGAAAGCAACAAAGCGUACAGUGGCAAGUGGGCGGAGGCACAAGCGGCAGCCAUGAAUGUUGUAAGCGCAAGAACAUUGAGAUCCUUGCGUUAUGCUGAUGACUUUGAUACGUACGAGUCCUUGCAAAUUUUGGGUUUAUUGCAGGAUUGGCAGUGCGAAGCGAAUGAAUUCUAAAUGGCGAAUGGCGAAUGGCGAAUGGUGAAUGGGUAAUUCAAGUAAAUGUCGGCGGACGUUGGAAGUUGAAGAAGUCUUAAAGACGUAACGCUCCGAAUGGCCAAAAAGUAUUACGACGAGGCGUGUGCAGUUGAGCAAUGCGACGAAGUGAUGAAAGUAGGAAUUAAGCAAGUUGUGUAAUACUCAUAGUUUGUUAGUGUUGUUGUACAGCAUCGAAUAUUGUAUUUUUAAGUUGUUAGAUUU
Ceratitis capitata (Mediterranean fruit fly) is the source of this 2069-nucleotide messenger RNA. RefSeq lists its product as uncharacterized. The transcript has 3 exons. Bases 51 to 1826 code for a protein of 591 amino acids. The record is from RefSeq and is a predicted model, not a curated record. NCBI's taxonomy places the organism in Eukaryota, Metazoa, Arthropoda, Insecta, Diptera, Tephritidae.